AUGCCGCAAGCCUUCGAGUUAGGUUGGGUACUAACAAAGAUACCCGAUCAGGCUAAAGAACGUCAUCAGGCCGAAGUACAAAAGUUGCUCGAUAAGGCUAAAAAAGCCAUUGCAAUCAAAAUUACCGCCGAAAAGUGCGUAAGCCAAGCACAGAAUUCAUACAAGUCGGCACAUAGUUACUCGGACGAGCCGAGUGCAAAAGUACGCAAGCGGAGCACAAAAAGCUGCCCAGACAGGCCAAAGAGAGCUAAUUUGAUACUUGAACGGCUAAGUUCCAAGUCGAUGGAUGUUUCGAGAUGGGAUAUCGAAUAA
Molecule: messenger RNA, 312 nt
Organism: Striga asiatica
Lineage: Eukaryota; Viridiplantae; Streptophyta; Magnoliopsida; Lamiales; Orobanchaceae
Source: the annotation of a GenBank genome assembly